Messenger RNA from Lutra lutra (Eurasian river otter), 2598 nucleotides. RefSeq names its product nucleosome assembly protein 1 like 4 (gene NAP1L4). The transcript has 16 exons. Gene Ontology annotation, molecular function: chromatin binding; histone binding. The record is from RefSeq and is a predicted model, not a curated record. Gene Ontology annotation, cellular component: nucleus; chromatin. Gene Ontology annotation, biological process: nucleosome assembly. NCBI's taxonomy places the organism in Eukaryota, Metazoa, Chordata, Mammalia, Carnivora, Mustelidae. The coding region runs from base 22 to 1458 and encodes 478 amino acids.
CGGGGCCAGGGGCGUCGGCCAAUGGGAGGCGGUGUUAUUGGUGGCCACGGCGGCGCAGCCUCUGGAGCGAGCGAGGCCACCGCCGCCGCCAGUGCCGCAGCCGCUACAGGCGUGAGGAGCGGACGCGAGGCGCUCGGCCGGGUUAAUGGUACAUGGUGUCAGGAGUGGGAACUGAAGGAGCCAGCCCCUGAGGAGCGACGACCCCCAGAAUCGAGCGAGGUACCCAUAUUUGAGCCCUUUGUGCUCUUUGCUUCCACGAGUUGCCAUCACUUUCAGGUUGGAGAUCAAAACACUCAGAUGGCAGAUAACAGUUUUUCAGACGGUGUUCCUUCAGACGCCUUGGAGGCUGCUAAAAAUGCAAGUCACACAGAAAAGCUCACUGAUCAGGUGAUGCAGAAUCCUCAAGUUCUGGCGGCUUUACAGGAACGGCUUGACAGUGUCUCCCACACUCCUUCCAGUUACAUCGAGACCCUGCCGAAGGCCGUCCGGAGGAGGAUCAACGCGCUGAAGCAGCUGCAGGUGCGCUGCGCCCACAUCGAAGCCAAGUUCUACGAGGAGGUGCACGACCUGGAGAGGAAGUACGCCGCCCUGUACCAGCCUCUCUUCGACAAGAGAAGGGAGUUCAUCACCGGGGACGUGGAGCCGACGGACGCCGAGUCAGAGUGGCACAGUGACAACGAAGAGGAGGAUAAGUUGGCGGGCGACAUGAAAAAUAAAGUAGUCAUAGCAGAAAAAGAAGCAGCAACAGCAGAGGAGCCAAACCCCAAAGGAAUUCCAGAGUUCUGGUUCACCAUCUUUAGAAAUGUAGAUAUGCUAAGUGAGUUAGUCCAGGAGUAUGAUGAACCGAUCUUGAAGCACCUGCAGGAUAUCAAAGUGAAGUUUUCAGACCCUGGGCAGCCUAUGUCUUUUGUAUUAGAGUUCCACUUUGAACCCAACGACUACUUCACCAACGCAGUCCUGACAAAAACGUACAAGAUGAAGUCAGAGCCGGAUAAGGCCGAUCCCUUUUCCUUUGAAGGUCCUGAAAUAGUUGAUUGUGACGGGUGUGUUAUUGACUGGAAGAAAGGGAAAAACGUGACAGUCAAAACAAUCAAGAAGAAGCAGAAACACAAGGGCCGAGGCACAGUGAGAACAAUCACCAAACAAGUUCCCAACGACUCCUUUUUCAACUUCUUCAGCCCGCUGAAAGCGUCCGGAGACGGAGAGUCCCUGGACGAAGACUCGGAGUUCACAUUAGCCUCUGACUUUGAAAUCGGACACUUCUUCCGUGAGCGGAUAGUCCCGCGGGCUGUGCUCUACUUCACGGGGGAGGCCAUAGAGGAUGACGACAACUUUGAAGAGGGUGAGGAAGGAGAAGAGGAGGAGUUGGAAGGUGACGAGGAGGGAGAAGAGGAGGACGACGCCGACAUGAACCCCAAGAAGGAGCCCAGCCAGCCCUCGGAGUGCAAACAGCAGUGAGGAGCGAGCGCCCCCCGGCGGUAGCGGCGGGACUUGUCGCGGCGGCCCCAGCACCGUAGCGGCGGUGCUGCCUUCUGACUUGUUUUCAAGUGCAUGAUUUCGACUUUAACUUUUUCUUUAUCCUUAUUAUUUUGCUUAACCUGUACAGUGGCAACUUAAAUGCAUUUCAGAAAUAGGAGGUUCGAUUCCAGCACCCUCUAUGGCCUUGGGUGCAGCCCAGUGGACUUUCCCAGGCCCUGCCUCCGGGAGGGGGCCCCACAGACCCCGGGGGAAGGGGGUGGCGGAAGGUCAGGCCAUGCCAAGAGCAGAUGUCGGGGGGCGGGGGUGGUUCCGGGGCCUCUAGACCCAGUCACGCCCCUCCGCGGUCGGACUGGAUUCUUCUUCCCUUGAAGAGACCUGCGCGCUCUGUGUCUCCACCUCUCGGUCUCCUGUGCUCUACGGCCUCAGAAGAGCUGCUGGGCGUGGGGUCCUGUUCUCCGCACAUCACUCCGUCUCUGGUUCUGUGUCCCUCGGGGUGCGGCAGGGGCGGCGGUGCGCCCCAGCCCUGAGGCACGAGUGUUUGUGGUUCAUCCUCAUAUUUAUUUAUUCUUUCCUGCUGGGGAGGGCUUGGGACGCUUGCUGUCACUUGUCCUUACACUCUCAGGAACCGUGUGUGUGACGGGUGACCUGGCGACUCGCCCGGCGGGGGUGGUGGUGGCUCCCGGGGGAGCAAGGCCUGUGGAGAAGGAACCUCUUUCUGUCCUGCCUGCGGCUGAGGGCGGGAGCCCGUUUUCAUGACAUACAGACCGCCUGGCUCUGGGGGGUGGCAGGCCUGCGGGUGCAGGUGAGGGGCCGGGGCUGGGACGUGCCGCCGUCCUUCUCGUGUGUCCGUGUCAGGUUUUGCUUUCGCGCUGCUCCCACGUCUUGGCCCCGUGCUCGUCUUGUUCUAAAAGCCCUGGGUUCAGAGCGACCUGUUCUUGGCUGGCGUGUGGGGUUUCUGAGGGCGCGACCAUGGCCUCUGGCAGCGGGGGACGUGUGUCCACACUGUGACCAGGCCUGUAGAGUGCUCGGCCUUACUUCUAAUAACAUUUGUAACUGAAUACGGUGUUUCCAAUUUGUACAGAAUAGUUAGAAUAUUCUAUUAAAGUUGUGAAACAUGGA